Oxyura jamaicensis (ruddy duck) is the source of this 1082-nucleotide messenger RNA. It is a transcript of the gene CIMIP2A, whose product is annotated as family with sequence similarity 166 member A. Bases 16 to 972 code for a protein of 318 amino acids. Lineage: Eukaryota; Metazoa; Chordata; Aves; Anseriformes; Anatidae. The record is from RefSeq and is a predicted model, not a curated record. The transcript has 7 exons.
AGCUGCCGCUGUGCCAUGACGGCCCCCAGGGAGAGCAGCCUCUUCCCUCCCGAUCCUUACUAUGUCCCCGGCUAUGAGGGCUUCGUCCCUCAGUACAACUACCAGUUUGGAGAAACCUACGGCAAAACUACUUACCGUCUGCUGACGGACCCCCACGUUCGGAAGAGCCCUCGCUCCGUGCUGGCACCGCUCUGCAAGCAAAGAUUCAUCGAGGACUUCAGCGGGACGCAGGGCGGCCUCCAGCCCUACCUCCCCGGGCACCCAGGAUACUUUCCCUACGAGAGAGCUGGGGCCAUGACGAACUUUCCCGAACCGGUGUUUGGACCAAAGCCUCCCCCGCCAGGGCCGGCAGAGGAGCUGACACACAUGGACCCCAUGCCCAGUCACGACCCCGGCGAGCGUGCCCUAAGCGUGCAGCCGGAAUACGGGUACCCACCGAGGGUGGCACGCUGUCCUGCCGUGCCAUGGAGGCCGUCAGAGGGGCAAGAGUGGCGAUUACCUGAGCUGACCACGUCUUGUGGGCUUGGCAGCACGCCGGCAGGACUCAGGCAGCCUGUAAAAAUCGAAGGUGUGACUCUGCCAGGAGUGACUGAAGCUGCGGAUGCAGAGAGAAGUGAUCGGCUACCAAAGCUGGAUGUACCGAAUGUGAUCCAGCACAAAGUCAUUCCAGGGUACACCGGAUACAUACCCCGCUUCACCUGGAUUACUGGUGUCAACUACUUGCAGGGCGUGAAGGAAGCCAUGGCUGAAUUUGACAGACAUCAGUUUCUGCAGAGAUACCCAGUUCACAGCUUUGGCAAGAGAUUUCCCCAAACUUACUGGCCUAACAACAGAAUUUACACCAGUGCUGGACUCAUACCUUCCUACACGGGCUUUGUACCACACCUCCGCCACACCUAUGCACUUACAUUUGGAAACGGCACCCGAAAAGCUUACCAAAAGGAACAAAGGAGACGAGCCUGUGCACUGUGAAAAAUGCUUUAAUGGUGCCUGUACAGCAUCUGAAGUGACUUUAAGACAGGAAGAGGAACACAACACAGACAGGGAAGUAUUGAAUGAAAGAGUUCAUACAGCUUUAAACA